AUGUCUCAACCAUGGAAAGCCGGUUUAUUUGGUUGCUUUGAGGAUAUACCAAUAUGUUUACUUGGUUGGUGUUGUGGUUGUUAUUUAUUUGGUCAAAAUGCUGAGCAAAUCGAUGGAUCAAACAAAUUUGCCAUGUGUUGUGGUUACGCAUGUUUAUCAGGUUGCUCUCUCUGUUGUCUCCUUCAUAAACCUCGACGAGAAGCUCUUCGUGCUGCCUACAAUCUCGAAGAAAACCCAAGUGACUUCUUGGCUACUUGCUGUUGUAGCGGUUGUGCCGUUUGUCAAGAAGCAAUUGAAUUGAAACAACGAGGAGUAUCACCAGGUUCACGCAUACCAGUUUCUUCUCAACCUCGUUAA
Molecule: messenger RNA, 357 nt
Organism: Rotaria socialis
Lineage: Eukaryota; Metazoa; Rotifera; Eurotatoria; Philodinida; Philodinidae
Source: the annotation of a GenBank genome assembly